Molecule: messenger RNA, 1651 nt
Organism: Halichondria panicea
Lineage: Eukaryota; Metazoa; Porifera; Demospongiae; Suberitida; Halichondriidae
Product: TNF receptor-associated factor 5-like
Exons: 1
Coding region: 61-1356 (431 amino acids)
Molecular function (GO): protein binding; zinc ion binding
Source: RefSeq, a predicted model, not a curated record
CAAUAGUGGGCGUGUCUGAGCACAACAAACACUAGAAGACACAGAAUUGCUGUUAGAGCAAUGGCUAGUCCAGUUAAUUACGAAUUUGUAGACAAAGUACCGGAGGAUCAUCAGUGCACUCUUUGCACUAACAUUCUAACGGACCCAGUACUGACUGGUUGCUGUGGGCAACCGUUUUGUAACGGCUGUUUAAAAAAUUGGCUAAAGAAACAGAGGACGUGCCCACAUUGUCAAAAUGCCAAUUCCCGUUUUAUAAAAGAUCUACAAAUGAAACAAGCCAUCGAUAGCUUGAAGAUCUACUGUCCUAAUCGCUCCAAGGGGUGUGACAAAAUCACUACACUGAGUGAAUGCAAUCAACAUCUCGAGAAAUGUUUGUUUGUGGAGGUAUCAUGCACUAAGAAAUGUGGUGAAAGAAUGCUUAGAAAAGAGCUUCAAGAUCACGAGGACAAUUGCCUAAACCGUCUGGUAAAAUGUAAAUAUUGCAACACAGAGGGGAUGCACAAAGAAAUAACAGCAAAUAGUCACAUAGACAAAUGUCAAUUAUUUCCGAUUUUUUGCCCCAACAGUUGUGGGCAUGAGAAAAUACAGCGCAAGAAAUUAGCAGAUCACCAGAAGGUGUGCCCUCUUGAGCCAGUGAAGUGUCCUUUCUUUGAAGCUGGGUGUACGGAAUUGAUCCCAAGAAAAGAUUUGGCAGCACAUAAAGCAUCAAACACAGAGCACCACUUGGAGCUAAUGAUGAUUCACACUGUGCAAAAGGCAACAAAAUUAGAGCAACUCUCACGCAAGUUUAAUGGCCUAACAUAUUGUGUAACUAAGCAACUAGGCAUCAUUGAUUCUAACCCUCAAAAUACACAAGCAGCUGUCAAAAACAUCAAAAGCUCUCUAGAGACAAUGACCACAAUGCUAGCACCAGGUGACACACGAUACUACCUACCACUAGUUAAAGAGUCAGAGUAUAAAGCUCGAUCAGCUUCGUUCUACAUCAAGCCUGGCUAUAAAAUGUAUGUGAGCAUUGAUGGACAAGAUAAUUGCACUGUAUACUUGGAGAAAGGUGAAUACGAUCACCAACUAAAGUGGCCUAUGCCUGAAAUGGAAAUUGAACUCCGUACUAAGGAGAACAAAAUCCUGUAUAGAGCAACAAUCUGCACCGAAUGUGGCCGAGCAGUGAACCGACUAGAGGGGGACAGAACAAAGCAAGAUAUCACUAACCCAGCCCGAGAGACACUAGAAACGUUUGGCACACCUAUCAACCCACAGCGCGCGACACUUGACGAGUAUGCUGCACUUGAGGUCGUAAGAGACUUUGUAUUCCUCAUGGUGACGGAGCACCUUUGUAAGCGAUACAAACCACUAUGAGUGACAAGAGAUGUUCAAAACUAUUAUACAUGAUGCAUAUAUAUGCAUGUAUACAUGAUGCAUGCAUGUAUAUAUUACUAUAACAAUUGAUACUAUGCAUGUAUCACCUCAUAAUUGGACAUGUCAAAAUAAUAAUUGUGUUUCUACAAUAACUAUAUAGCCCUUAAACUUAAAAGCCACACCCCGGUCACACCUAUUUGUAUGGUGUCCAGUUCAUUCUCUAGAAUCACUGUAAAGUAUAUACUACACCUUAUAUUGCACAAAUCAAGUUGAAUUCUUCCCUUACUUUACUUUA